Messenger RNA from Megalops cyprinoides (Indo-Pacific tarpon), 1412 nucleotides. RefSeq names its product tubulin polyglutamylase complex subunit 2 (gene tpgs2). Gene Ontology annotation, biological process: protein polyglutamylation. The coding region runs from base 87 to 977 and encodes 296 amino acids. The record is from RefSeq and is a predicted model, not a curated record. Lineage: Eukaryota; Metazoa; Chordata; Actinopteri; Elopiformes; Megalopidae. The transcript has 7 exons.
AAUGAAUGAAUUAGCUAGCAUGAUUGUCUGAGUUUUAACUUUCGCUAGACGAGAGCUGUCUAUGUUAUUGCUGGUUAAUCUGUUUAAUGAAACAAAAUUCUGCCAUGGAGGAUGUCAGGGACGGAAAGGGAUUUAAAGGGUUUGUGGAAAGACUGACACUUGGCAUUACACGGGUGCUCGAGGGUCUGCCGGGGGUGACGGACGUGCGCUUUGUGGAAAGGGAGCCGGCGGAGAAGCGCUGUCUGUUGUCCUGGGAAAAAAAAAAUAACUGCCUUCUGCCCGAGGACCUAAGAGACUUCUAUCUUACUACAGAUGGCUUCACGCUCUCCUGGAGCUCCAGACUGGAAGGUCAGCCAGUGCCUCUGGGCAGCAUGGUAAUCAACAGUGUGGCGAAGCUUCUACCGUUGUGCCAGUCUACACUGUACUGCCUUCCCAAUGCACCAACACUGGCUGACCUGGACAGCGAGGAGGAAACAGAAGGAUUGGAGGACCAGCCAGAGGCACCCCACUUUGACUCACGUAGCCGCAUCUUUGAGCUGGAUCGCUGUGGGGGGAAUGGCAAGGUCUGCCUCGUCUUCAAUAACUGCACACCAGGUGAGGAGGCUGAACAGAGUGAGGUGUGGUUCCUGGACAGAGCGUUGUAUUGGCACUACCUCACCACCUCCUUCACGGCCUACUACCGGCUCAUGAUCACCCACCUGGGCCUGCCCGAGUGGCAGUACAACUUCACGCCAUAUGGUCCCAGUCCACAGGCCAAGCAAUGGGCCUACUUGUACCGGCCCCUCACUGCGCACAGCGACCCCCACAUCGACCCGACUGGCGAGCCAAUCAUGAACAAGCUGGACCCGAGCAAGGCAUUCCGAGGCAAAGCCAAACAGCCCGUGCCCAAGAAGAAGUCCUCCGCCCCAAGCGGUGGCAGCACCGGCACCCCAAAAGCACAGGGCGGCUCGGGGAGACAGAGCGGGACCCGCAAAUGAAGGCGCCGCCCCGCCACAAGUUUUGGGAAAGCGGAUCCAAAUGCUUCCAGCCUCCUCUCCAGGACCCCCUCUGCUUGUAAUGAACCCCAUACCAAGCUAAGAGAGUGGGUGGAGAGUAGUCCUACCUUCCUUUUCCCCUCUGUGUGUGUGUGUGUCUGUGUGUGCAUAUACUUGUCUCUAGCUGUGUCUGAAUGUGUUUUUUUUUCUUUGGCAAACAUCCCAGGCACCAUUGAGGCCAUUCUUUCCAUUGCAUGAAAAAAAUCUAUAUGUAUUAAUUUAUUUAUUUUGUUUAGGAGUAGCACAUUUGAAUUCUUUGCUGUAUGUAUUUAUUAAAGUUUUUUUCUUGCUGAGGACUGAGUGUACUUAUUUUUGUCUGCUAUUUUUCAAGCAGAGAAAUCUGCAAAAAGUUAUUUCAGACUGUGGGAAAUUUCACGG